GAAGUCGUCCCGGCCAAAUAUCUUGAUGGCAAAACAAUUUACCAUCUGCAACCUUCUGGUACAUUUGUGAUCGGAGGCCCCCAAGGUGACGCAGGUUUGACAGGAAGGAAGAUCAUUGUCGACACCUAUGGUGGAUGGGGGGCUCAUGGGGGAGGUGCUUUCUCUGGGAAGGACUUCUCUAAGGUGGACCGAUCUGGUUGUUAUGCCGCCAGGUGGAUUGCUAAGUCUCUUGUGGCAGCCGGGCUGUGCCGCCGAGUCUUGAUCCAAGUCUCGUAUGCCAUCGGUAUUGCCGAACCUCUUUCAAUCACUGUGUUCUCUUACGGAACAGGCACGAUGUCUGAAGACGAGCUCUUGGAAAUUAUCAAGAGAAACUUUGAUCUUCGUCCUGGCGUGAUAGUCAGGGACCUUGACUUAAAGAGACCCAUCUACCAGGAGGCAUGCGUCUACGGUCAUUUCAAGCCAGGUUUUUCCUGGGAAGUACCUAAGGAGCUGGCUUACUAGAUGACUGAGUUUACCAAGGCAGAGCAGAAAGUGCUCGAUAAGAGUGGUCCCUUUGAAGCAAUUAAGAUUGAUUCAGCCUGGUACUAUAAUAACUACCGAAUUUUAAUGAUAACGAAUGACAAAAAUAAAAGGCUCGAGACUGAAACCAUGUCAAACGGAAAGUAACUGUCCAUGGUCGAUUCAAUGAAUGAAAUAAAAAUAUCUUUACAGGUAUC
Pocillopora damicornis (cauliflower coral) is the source of this 716-nucleotide messenger RNA. Its product is annotated as S-adenosylmethionine synthase. Gene Ontology annotation, biological process: S-adenosylmethionine biosynthetic process. Gene Ontology annotation, molecular function: methionine adenosyltransferase activity; ATP binding. NCBI's taxonomy places the organism in Eukaryota, Metazoa, Cnidaria, Anthozoa, Scleractinia, Pocilloporidae. The record is from RefSeq and is a predicted model, not a curated record.